CCUCUGGCCUUAAAAGGCGAAGCAGAAUACCAAGCGCAGAAGCCCUAAAAAUAUCUCAGGCUCUGAAACCCUGCAUGAUUGCAACAAGAACCAAUUAGGUUCAGAGAUUUUUAGGUGGUGGUUGAACUUUUCCAUCAAACCCAUGGAAAAAAUAUUAUAUUAAAAGACAAGUUGGAUACACUAUGGUCACAUGACUUCUGCAGCAACACCAGCUGGCGGGAUAAAGUUACCUUAAAGCUUUCACUUCACUUCUGCCUUUUGCUUGGAUCUCCCAGCAGUCCCUGUGGUCAGUCUAAUUCUGUCUGAGCUGGCUGGGGGGAGCUGCUGUAUCUGCGAUCCCAGGUCUAACCUGGCAAAGGGCAAAGACACUGACUGUCUAAAUGUGGUCACUCUGUCUCUUCAGCCUUUUCCACUUGGGCAGCAUUAAAAACCAGUGUUAGAAAAUAUUUGGAUCCAGGAGGGAUUUUUGGCCAGCUGAUAAAAGAAAGGAAGUUCUAAUUUACGAGGAAGAGUCGUGAUCUCGGUUGGCUUGAGAGUUUUCCCUUUUUUUCUCUCUAAACAUUUACACUGGAAUACCCAGUAGGAUUGAAUCGUUUAGAGGAGUGUGGAAAAUCCUGACAUUUUGUCUUCAUGGAAACAUAAUCAGCACAAACGAUUGUCUUUGGGAAGGAUUUUAAUAUGGGAACUAUGACUGAAGCAGCUGAAGCACGGUCGUCAGUGACAACCACCAUGGUCCUUGACAGCAGGGCCGGAGAAGCUGGCUCGACGACUGUCCGGGCUUCCAAGAAAACCUUUACAGAUAACCUCUACUCUACUUUCAACUCCCCCUUAGCAUGGAUUCUGGUUCUGGCACUAAUCAUCACUUGGACCUGCGUGUUCAUCAUUAUGUUUGAUUUGGCGGACUACAAGACCAUUGCAGAUCGCCCUCCUUCUGGCAUCAGGAAAGUUUUAAAGGAUUCAGGGCGCAGAGGAGGUCUCAGUAAGUUCAGUUCAGACCCGGUGAAGGUGGUGAAUGAUGCCGUGGAUGAAUCAACAAACAUGAUUAGCGCUGUGUUUAAUUUUGCUGCAAGCCUCAUUGCUCCAGAGGAAGAAGAAGGAACACUGUAUGCUGUGAGGAAAAAAGGAGAGUUUCUACCAACAAGAAGUAAAGUCAUAGGAAUGCAGGCUCAGACAAAACUAGAAAAGAUGGAAGAAGCAGCAAAGGAAGAGGAGGAGGAGGAAGAUGCAAAGGAAGAAGAGGCAGCUGAGGGGGAAGAAAAGGAGGACCAAGAGGAGGAAGCUGAAGAGGAUGGAGAAGAAAUAGAGGAAGAAGAUGAGGAGUAUUAUGAGGAAGGGGAAUAUGAGGAGGAAUAUGAAGAGGAUUAUGACGAGGAGGAGGACUAUGAGUAUGAGGAGGAAUAUGAGGAGGAAGAAGAGGAAGAAGAGUUAGCUGAAGAUGAGGAGGCAGAAGAAGAGGAGGAAGAGGAGCAAGAAGAGUUAGCUGAAGAUGAGGAAGCAGAAGAAGAGGAGGAAGAGGAUGAAGAAGAGUCAGCUGAAGAUGAGGAAGCAGAAGAAGAGGAGGAAGAAGUGUUAGCUGAAGACAAGGAAACAGAAGAUGAUGAGGAAGAAGAAAUAGAAACUGGGGAAGCAGAGGAGGAAGAAGCUGUGGGAAUGGAGGAGGAGCAGGAGGAAGAGGAGGAAGAAGAGGUGGAGGAGCUGGCAGGAGACAUCCAAGAGAAGGAGGAUGAAAAGGAGGAGGAAGGAGUUAAAGAGGAGGUGGAGGAGGCAAUCGAAGAAGAUCAAGAAGAGACAGAUGUUGAAAAGCAGGACGGAAUAGAAGAGGAGGAGGCGGCAGGAGCUGAACUAGAGGAAGCUGAAGAACCUGAAGAGGAGGGUGAAGAGGAUGAUGAAGCUGAAGCCGCUACUGAUGAAGAUAAAGAUUACAUGGAGGAGGAGACUACAGAUGAAGACAGAGAGGAGGAAGAUGACGAAGCUCCUCCAUCAGCUGCAGCAGAGCCUGAAGAUGAAGAUGAUGUGAAGAAGGAGGCAGACGAGGAAGAGUUGGAAAAAGAAGAUGAGGAUGAACAAGAAAUAAAGGAAGACACUGCUGCUGAUGAAGAAGAUGAGGACUUCGAGGAAGGUUUAGCUGCUGAUGAAGAAGAGGAGGCCUCUAAAAAAGCUUCAGCUGCAGGUGAUGAAGGUGAGGUCUCUUUUCAAAAGUCACCUAAACCUGUUUCCACCUCAGAGGAUGAAGAAGCGGCUCUAUCUCCAGAUUCUGAUUCUGAUGUUCCUGUUGCUGUCAAAGACAGUGACGCAGAUGUAACACUGUCUGACGAUGAUGAGAGCAAAGAUGAAGACCAAGAAGAUGAAACCAGUGAUGAUGUGUUUCUGGAUUCCUCAGAUAUUAGUGAAUCAGCCGUUCUUUCCAGCGAAGAAGAUGAUGAAGAUGACAGAUUAGCUGCAACAUCAGACAGCGAUGAUGUAAUCUUGGAGGACACUGAGGAUGACUCGGAUCUUCUCCUUCCUCCCACAGCAGUUUCUAGUGAUGAUGAGGAAGAUCUUAAAAUAACAGGCGAGGAAGAUCUUCAUCCUCUUCCACCUGUCGAUGAUGAUGAUGAUGAUGAUGAAGACAUAAAGGUAUCUGAAGAUGAAGAUACCGGAGAUGAUCUGGACCAAUCAGACGGCAACAUUUCUGUGGCUUCCUCUGAACAGUUUGCAGAUGAUGAAGAUGAAGAUAAAGAUGAUGACUAUGAGAAGGACAUCCUCAUCGACGAGGAGGUUGAUGAAGAUGUGAAAGAUCUUGAUAAAUCUGUUGAAGAUGACGAUGAUGAAAAAGAAGUAGAAGAGGAGGAGGAGGCAGAUGUUGUUCCUUUUGUCAGCUCAGACAGUGGAGUGUUGGGUGACGAAGAUGAUGAUGAUGACAGCGUUCUGAAACUUGAUGAAGAAUCUCUGAGUGAUGACACAGCUGAUGAAGACGAGACAGAGGAAGAUGAAGACAUUGAGACGAGCUCAGCCGAGAUCAUCUUCGAUGAGGUGGAGGAGAAAGAAAUAACAGAAACAGUUGCUGGCACUGAGGAAGACAUAAAUGAAGCAAAGGAAGCUUCCGAUGAUGAAGGAGAAGAUGAGGAAGUUGGUGAUGGACUUGAUGACAUCUUGUUAUCAGCCACCAUUGCAGCAGCAUUCACUGGCCAGGAGGAGGCAGCAAAGGCCGAGGCAGAAGUUGCCAAGGCUGAUAAUGAGGAGGCCAAAGCUGAUGAAGACAAGGAGGAGGAGGAUGAAUCAGAAGAAACUGAGACCAGCCAGCCUGCUGCUCCCGAGGAGAUAGAUGAGGAGGAAGAAGCCGAAGAACCUGUUUCUAAGCCUGAGACGUCUGUAGACAAAUCCGAAGAUAAGGAAGAGGAGUUUGAUGAGGACGCAGAUGAGGAAAAGGCAACAGUGGAUGUGAUUAAACCUGUGCCUGAACCAGAGGAGGAAACACCAAAGUCUGAAGCAGCUGAAUGUCCCUGUAUGCAUUCUGCAAAGGCUAAAGAAGCUGUUACCAAGACUGCAGAUAAAAAAGCUCCCAGGAGGGUGUCAGCUGUGCGACGGAAAAAAGAACAGGAAGCUUUGAAGAAGACAGAGGAAAAGCCGAGAAGGCAAGCUCUUCCUAGAAUCCCAACUCUGGAGCCAAAAGUCAGCAGAAUCCGAAGAUUAGGUCCUCUUCUGAAAGCUAAGAUAAAGGAGAAGGCCAAGAUGUCAAAAACAGUGAAAGAGGCCAAAACACAGGAAGAACCCACAGAGUCUGCACAAGAAGUCAGUCCCUGUAGACCUGCUCCAGUUUACUGCCCGGCCCCCCCAGGAUGGUAUGUUCAUCAUAUCGUCACAGACACUCCGUACCCGCCUCCAACCAUGUCAGCUCCAUCUGCACCGAUUGUAACCGUUCAUCCUGCAGCUCCACCGUCACAGCCUUCAUAUCAACAACAGCCUCCUCCUCCACCAAUGCAGGCACUCUAUGCUCACUAUCAACCAUAUCAGCCACCAGUGCAGCCUAUAAUGCCACCUCCUCCAGAACCUUCCCCACCAGUACAACCAGAACAGCCGGAGCAACCAGAGGCUCCACAACCGGAACCUCUGGUGGAGCCACAGGCAACGACUCCAGCUGCUGAAUCUCAGCCUGUUGCAGCUGAAGUUCAGGCUGCAGAGAAAAAAGCCAAGGUUGCUGAUUCAGUAAAAGGUGCAAAAAAAGACAAAAGCAAACUUCCAGCUGAAGCUAAGAAAGAGAAGCCUGCAAAGGAGAAAUCCAAAGUUCCAGCUGAAGCUAAAAAAGAGAGGCUUGCAAAAGGGAAAUCAAAACUUCCAGCUGAAGCUAAAAAAGAGAGGCCUGCAAAAGAGAAAACUAAAUCUGCUUCAGUUUCAAGAAAAGAGCCUGCAGCUGUACAGCAGAAGAGGAAAUCAGUGUCUAAAAGGACAGCGCCGGCUGUCAAGAGCAAAGUCAGAGCAUCCAAAGAUAAGAAAGAUCCAGAACUACGUCCACAGCUGCUCAGACUGAGAACGAGACUGGAAGCUGACAAGAGGACAAAUGUGACCUCUCGAGCUGAGGAAAAAAAACCCAUCAGAAUUUCCUUUAAAUCAGGAAAACCUACAAAAGCUGAAAAGAAUCCUGUCAAAGAAGCUCAAGAUAAAGACAAACAACCACCAAAAACUAAGGAACCUGAGACUGAAGACAAUAUUACAGAGAAGACAGAAAAGAAGAAACCAAGCCAGAAAUACUUCCAGUGCAUCUAUUUCCCAGGAAAACAUGCACACUAUCCUUUGCGACCUUUCACCCCAGCCGUGUCCCCCACCAUGUUGUCUCCGGCUGUACGAUCGAUGCUAGAACAGCAGAGAGCAGCCAGAGCAGCGGGACAUUGACCUGACUCCCUCAUAUAACUGUGUCUCCCAGUCCAGCAGAGACAGAUCGUUAACUCGGUGACAUCCUCUGUUUGUGAUAAAGGACACAAACAAAAAAGUGGGCAGAUCUAUUUUAUCUUAAUUUAUUGAUUUAGUUAGUGGUUGAGUUGCGGGGGUUGUUUUUGACAUGUUACCUUUGCUCACCAUAAUUUGCUGCUUUUGCACCCAACAUUUUCAUCUGUAAUACAUUUAUUUCAGUACAGUUUUCUAUGUUGAAAUUUUUAUUUGCUUUAAGGGAUAAUUUACAGUUUCAUACACGUGCGAUACAAAACACAUUUAUAAUCAACUAUGUUUUUUAUGCUUUUAACCACAACCGGAUUUUUUAUGUAAGAAAUUACAAAGCUGGCUAUUUCACCACCAUCACUUUUUUUUUUCUUAAAAAAUGACUACAUUUCACAGUAAUGACCUGCACUGCUCAUUUUCAUUUCUGCUUCUUACCUGUGGGUGCAAGAGAUUAGCAUGCAAAUAGUGACGAAUCCAAACCCAGGAGCUCCCACUUUCAUCCCAGCAGUAUCCCUGUCUCCCAACAUCCACCAGUAAAAUCCUGCUGCAUGCUGAUGAGCAGUGAGGCGCUCUCCGUCACAGAAUAGGUUGUUAUCCUGGUUUAACCUUUACACAAAUUUAAAUCACAGACAUUUCUCUUUUAAUAGUUUCAAUCCCUAAAAAAAAGUACAUUUCUUCCUUUUUUAUGCUAUGCAGUAGUGUGCAACUAUAACCACGAGUUACAUAUUUUCUUGGCAAAAACGCCGCUUUUACAAUAAGAUGCACAUGACCUGGUAUAAAAGUAUGCAACAAAUUGUCCUUUAAAAAGAAAAAGAGUAAAUAGAUCAGAGAAAUAAAAUCAGAAAAACUGGUUUUUGGGUAAACUGACUAAAAAUACUAGAACAUAUUGUAAUUUAAAUAUUGUGUUAAUUAAAAGUCAUAAAAUGUUAACUUAACUUAGGAGCUAACUUGUUCACACUUUCUGAACAAUCUGUCUGUGUUGUGGAGAUUUCUGGUUAUUUAAUGAGUGCCAAAAGUUGCAAAUAAAGAAUAGUAACAAAAAUAGUUCUUUUAUGUGAAAAAAGUUAAAUUGGAGAUAAAGAAGUACAUUUAUACAUAAUUUAAGUAUGACUCUAAAUGAUCAAAAUCAUAAUUACUUAACUGAAGCCGACAUUUAUAGCAAAAAAAAAUUAAAGUCAUUAAAUGUUAAAAUCACUCGGAAUUACAUCAUUUCCGCCAUGAACAUUUUAAAUGAGAGAGAGCCGUUUGCAUCAUAAUCUGACUUGAUGGGAAAGCCUAACAAAUAAAAUACAUUAAAAUGCUUGAAAUAAUUAAAUUCUGAAAUAAUUACAUAUGUUUUAAAUAUUUAAUUUUUAAAAACAUGUUUAUUUAAAAAAUACAGAUUUAUUUAAUGCCGAUUUUAUUUAGUUAUUGGCACAUUUAGGGAAUCUUUUAACCCAUAAUCUUUUGAUUCAUUGGUGGCACCUUUGGACCGCCUCAUGCUACAGUGGUGCAGUUGCAGGUGUUUUAACUUGACAUGUUUGGAGACAGGGAAUCUGUACAGGACAACUUUGACGUGACCAACUGAUGCAAUGCUGUGAUAUUUGCUACAGUGAAUGAAUGUAGUUUUUCUUAUCAGCCUAUAAACUGGGCUUGAAAAGUUGUCAUGUUUUCUUAUACCUCCAUCCUUCUCGGUUCUGGUGAUAUGAUUCAGCUACAAGUUCACCUUAUUGGUUUUAAGACUUGCUGAACCCUACUAGAAAUUUCCUUAUAUUGUCUUAUUAAAUAGAAAGUCUGUUACUGUACAUGAACCAAAAGGGAGUUUGAAACAAAAAGAUAACAGCUAUACACCCCUAUGGCUCACUUGAAGAUUCAUCCAGUUUAGUCACUCCUGAUGGUCCUAUGCAGACAAUCGUCAUCAAAGUUUAUCUUUCAGUUAUGACAAAAUAGUCCAAAAUACUCAUACAACUACUGCAGUUUUACUAAACGAUGUACACUGAGCAUACAAUAGAUUUAUUAAAAUAUUUAAAAAUGACAUGUGGGACUAAAGUGCAGCUAAGCCACAUUUUAUUAUGUGCAAGUUGAUCCUUUUCAUGCCCACCACAACUGAAAUCACAGACACUAGGCAAAGUGCAGAGUUCAAGCCUGCAAUGUGGACAAUUAAUGUGAUCUAAAAUUUCAGCUUACAAGAUUGCUGUAGAAGUGCAGGAAACUCUGAGCUCUGAAUGGCAUAUGUGCAGCAAAGCGAAAGGCAAAUGGAAGCAUGCAGAAACAUGCAAAUGUAAAAAUGCUAAAGAAAUAUGUGGAUGUUUACAACGGCUUUACCAAAACAGAUUAAAUGUGUCAUUAUGUGUCAAUUCUGAGAGUUUUUAUCACCAGUCUGAGAGAAAAUGUUGUUGAACAAAAUGCCAAACAAUUUGUUCUGGUGAGUUUUGACACAUUUAAGCCUCAGGUUAGUUAAAAACCUUAAGUUUAAGGGUUUAAAUCUAAAAUGGGUAAGAGGAAACUCUUCUUCUGUUUGCUUAAAGGACUGAUAAAUUAGGUGUGAAAUGACAACAUGUACCAUAGUUAAAUGAGAUCUAACAACCACUGAAUGUGUUUGUUGGAGUGGCCUUAAAACGCACCUGAAAAUCAGGUGUUAGUUGUUGUGUUAUUUGCAGCAUACAGUGCUUUUGUGUCAAAUACAUUGUAUUAACACACAUUAUUUACAUUGUACAGCUGCAGGUAUGUUGUUAUUUUUUUAUUUGAUUAAUAGUGUAGAUUUAAUGUCAGUUUAAGUAGGACAGACCGUGAUAUUAUAAAAGAAACAACACAAAGUUUAAUCUGAUGUAAGUAUUGUGUUUCUUAAAAAUGUCAUGUUUUCCUGAGGUGGAAAAGUUUGUUAAAGCUUGAAUAUUUUACAGGUUUUAAAUUCAUGUUUGAUUUUGUUGAAAAGCAGGUGCCCUGCCUUUUUAAUGCAUGCUGUUUUAAAAGCCAUGUUGUUAUAUUUUAUCACAGUGCCUUGCCUUGACAUUUUUGCUUAUUUUAUUCCAACACCCUUUUAUUUUACCACAUUAGUUUUCUGUAACCACAGCUGCACAGAGACAGGAUCAUAUUCAUUGAUCUUAAUCCUCUGAAUACAAAACAAAUGUUUGACUGCAUUUUUCAGACUGUGUGCAGAAUCAGACCAGUAAAAAAUGGCAUUUAGCUGUGAAAUGUCAUAAAUAUAUAUUCCAUUUUAAUUCUUAGCUCAAGUGUUUUAUUGCUCCCAUGAACUUUGGUGCUUCUUCUGACAACAUGACCAAGUAAACAGGUUAAAAUUAACGGUGAUCAGCUUAACGUCAGGAGUGUGUUUAAGAAUAUCACAUCGAGGCCAUUAGUAUGGGUUCAGGCCGCUAAGGAUGCAUUUAACAAUAAUGGAAAUGUAAAAUGGAUCUAAGUUCAAAUGGGAAAUGAAUUGAAAUAGUCCUUUUCCAGUCAUAUCGGCCACUCAAGGUAUUUUAUACUAGAUCCACAUUUACCCAAACACUACAUUUAUACACUGAUACACAGAAUGGUAGGUAACUUGAGGUUAGGUGCCUUGCCCAGGGGCACAUUGCAUGGAGUAGGAGAACGCUGGAAUCAAACCCACAACUUUCAGAUUACAAAGCAACUACUCUACCCACUGAACCCCAGUUGUCUACACAAGUAUAGGUACAGCAUGUCGAAAUAUUCAUCCUACUGCCACUUCAUCGAAGCAUUUUUGCCUUUCAGUCACUGUGAUGAUAAACAUUAUAGAUGUAUUUUCCUUUAAACAAGCAUAAUUUUUCUCAUCAGGCAUGCUAAAAAUAUAAAUACAAAAUCUCUCAAAUUUAUAAUUCAACUGAAGGUCAGAGGCCCACGAGCCACAAAAACUUAUUUUUUCUCUAAAUAAGAAGCUGGACCUUUAACAUUUAGGCAUUAGAAACAAACAAGUUGGUCACACCAGAAAAACGGUCUUCCUGAUUUGCAUAUAAAGUAAGUUAGCAUUUUUGUGCUCUUGAAUACUAAAUGUUUAAACAUUUAAAAACACUUUUUUGUGAUUUUUUGAAAAAUACAUUUAAACUGUGCCUGUGUCUUCUUCCAUGAUGUAUUUAUGUCAAACAUCCUUUAAAAACAACAAUGAAGCCUACUUUGUAUUUUUAAAACUAAUUAUUAGUUUUAUAUUUGCAGCAAUACAACUAAUGACAUUUUUGUCACAAGUGUUAAUUUUGCUGGAUGAAUUUGUUUUUGAAGCAAACAGAAUUGAAGUUUUUGGUUUUGUUUUUUUAGAAGGAACUCUUGUUGAUUUUGUUAUUUUUUUAUGUUUUAUGCAUGACAUUGUCCUUUGAAAAAUAUUAACUCAAUAAAUGUUUUGGUUCCAUGUCACACAGUUAUGGUGCAAAUAUGAGUUAAGAUGACUUUUGGAUGUAAAAACAAAAACCACAACAACAACAUAACACAAAGUUAUUUUCUGGUAGUCCUGUCUUGUAAAAGCUGUAUCACAUACCGUAGCAACGUUGCAAACAGGAUCCAGUCUGUUAAACAAUGCUACAUAGAGAGUGUUUAUCUACCUGUUUUACAUAAUAUAAAGCAGAACUGUUUGAUGAAGCUGAAUGUUGAGGCAAAAAGCCUGAUCCAGUAACAUUUCUGGAUCCAAGAAGUCAUGAGAGACAUUUGAAGCCUCAAAAAUGAAUGAGAAAAAGUAUCUGCUGUGUAAAAUGAUCAAACAUGAACUAAAAUUGAGUUUUUGUGCUAUACUUGAAUAAAUAUUUGAAGCUA
Messenger RNA from Girardinichthys multiradiatus, 9648 nucleotides. RefSeq names its product trichohyalin-like. Gene Ontology annotation, molecular function: signaling receptor binding. Gene Ontology annotation, cellular component: sarcoplasmic reticulum; membrane. NCBI's taxonomy places the organism in Eukaryota, Metazoa, Chordata, Actinopteri, Cyprinodontiformes, Goodeidae. The record is from RefSeq and is a predicted model, not a curated record. The transcript is spliced from 30 exons. Bases 679 to 4869 code for a protein of 1396 amino acids.